AAUACAGAAAUCUGAGAGCAGGUUCCUGCAUUUUCAUCUUUUCUGAUUUAGGGUUUCGUCAGUCUCUUAUAUAUAAGCCAAAAAACCCUACUUUCUUUCCCUUCUGACGAACACAACCGCGAGAGAGAGGGAGAGAGUGAAGGAGAGAGGGAGGAGAGGUUUUUGGUGCGGCGGCAGGUGAAAAAAAUGGUCAAUUACAGGUUCCACCAAUACCACGUUGUGGGGAGGGCUCUGCCUUCGGAAGCAGAUGAGCACCCCAAGAUCUACAGGAUGAAGCUUUGGGCCACCAACGAGGUUCGUUCCAAGUCCAAGUUCUGGUAUUUCUUGAGGAAGCUGAAGAAGGUCAAGAAGAGCAAUGGCCAAAUUCUUGCUAUCAAUGAGAUUUUUGAGAAGAACCCUACAAAGAUCAAGAAUUAUGGGAUUUGGUUGCGUUAUCAAAGCCGAACAGGUUAUCACAACAUGUACAAGGAGUACCGAGAUACCACUUUGAACGGUGCUGUUGAACAAAUGUACACUGAGAUGGCUUCACGCCACAGGGUUAGAUAUCCAUGUAUCCAGAUCAUCAAGACUGCCACCAUCCCAGCUAAACUUUGCAAGAGGGAGAGUACGAAGCAGUUCCACAACUCCAAAAUCAAGUUCCCCCUAAUUUCCAGGGUGUUUAGGCCACCCACUAGGAAGCUUAAGACCACAUACAAAGCAUCUAGGCCCAACUUGUUUAUGUAACUCUCAUUGGUCAAUUGUUGAUGGUCAAGCUUUAGAGAGGUAAGAUUGGAUACAAGUUUUCCAGUUUUGUUUUCACUAGUAGACUUAAAGCCAUUUUGUGUUCACUGGAUAUUUUUUUUUGUUUUGAGGUUUUGAUUAUGAUGCCAGAUACUUGGGCAAAUUUGUUUUGUGCGUGUUUAAGAAUGCCAUCUUUUUUCUCGACUUUUAAAAAAUAUCUAUGGCAUUGGGCAUGGGUUUUCCUUAA
Molecule: messenger RNA, 967 nt
Organism: Malania oleifera
Lineage: Eukaryota; Viridiplantae; Streptophyta; Magnoliopsida; Santalales; Ximeniaceae
Product: large ribosomal subunit protein eL20
Exons: 4
Coding region: 187-723 (178 amino acids)
Biological process (GO): translation
Cellular component (GO): cytosolic large ribosomal subunit; ribosome
Molecular function (GO): structural constituent of ribosome
Source: RefSeq, a predicted model, not a curated record